Molecule: messenger RNA, 854 nt
Organism: Diprion similis
Lineage: Eukaryota; Metazoa; Arthropoda; Insecta; Hymenoptera; Diprionidae
Product: SLIT and NTRK-like protein 6
Exons: 2
Coding region: 23-772 (249 amino acids)
Molecular function (GO): protein binding
Source: RefSeq, a predicted model, not a curated record
CAGUAUCCAAGUAAGCUUUGAGAUGCGCAUCGACAUUUUUGGGAUCGUGCUCGCAGCUUGCGUGGCAUCUUGCCUCGCCAAGUGCCAAUCCAAAGAGGGUGACAUAGCAGAAUCGUACAUAUGUGAAGGGAUCAACAGUCUCACGGAAUUGAACACCAUACCUGCCUUGGCUCAGAAGAUCACGAUACUACAUUCGAAAAUCCAUUUGCUUCCGGCGGGCGGUUUUGCCCGAUUCGCAGGAUCGCUGCAUUGUCUGAACAUAACGCACUCAGAAGUGGCAGACAUCGCGGGCAGCGCUUUCGCAGGAUUAUCGCAGCUCUACGAACUGAUUCUCGAUCACAAUCACAUCACAGUAAUAAAGACGGACUGGAUCAAGGACCUUGGAAACUUGAAGAUCCUCCGCGUUUGGCACAAUCACAUAAAACUAAUCGAACCCGAGGUCUUCGCUCACCUGCCGAACCUCGAACUCCUGGACAUCGCCUACAACCAGAUCGACCAGUGCAUACCACCAGCACACCUCGAGAAGCUUGAAAACCUCGAGGUUCUUUACGUUGCUGGAAACCCAUGGCCACUCAGGUGCCGACCUCCGGUGGCUUUCCACCUUGAGCACCAUCAUGUUCAGUUCAUAAACAACUGGGGCAACAAUCACCUUCUGAUCGAAGACUGCUUGGCUCACGAGUACGGUGCUCAAUGGGACGACCAAAUUUUGGCCAGAUGUGUUGCGAAUCAUCUUGCCAAAUUGUCAGCCCCUUCCAUCGUCCCCGCUCAUUGAUAAACUGCCCGAUAUCCUGAUCCAUUGACGUCAUCUGAGUACGACUGCGAAUUAUAUUUUUACAACUCAUUGUGUAGUUCGU